CGCUUAGUCGCUGCGAUACUCGAUUCUCGUGACGGCCUGUCGAUUCGGCGUGUGUGUACCACUGUCAACUGUGUAGCCCGAUAUCUCGGUUUAUCGAAAACCGGCUAUCGUCGUGGAGUGUAAGCAGAUCAGGUGCGCACGUGCGCGCAAAAUCGAGACGCAGUACAAUAAAGUUGCGAAGAAAGAAACAAGAGGAAAAAAAGAGGAGGCGAGAGAAAGUCGCCUGUUUUUCCGCCGGUUGUGCGUCUCUCCCUCUCUUCCUAACACGAGACGCCGUGUAUCCUGUUAUAUCGUCGUCGAAUCUCGUUUCGUCAAAUCUACGUUUUAAUUUGCUGAAGAUCGCGCGUGUCACGUGUAUUCUCUCUCUCUCUCUCCCUCUCCCUCUCUGGUAGUAAACGAAUCUGGAUUUUGGCCCGUGUGUGUAUACGUGUCGGCAUCGCGACAACGUCACGUCGGUGUUACGACGACAAGAAAGGACGAGUGUGCGGAUUGUGGCCGACAUCGGCGGUCUCAGCGGGCCAGCCUCGAUACCCCGUCGUUACCAGCGUAUCGAACGACGAAAAGAAACACCUCUUUGGCUGAACGCUAUCGGAAAGUCGAGUAGUUCAUCCGAAAGCGUUCCACCGCCCAAACGAGAAGACGCUAGCAACAGCAGCGAAGCGAAGCUUGGUCGUAGUUCCUGCAUGGAAAUCGUGGAAACGAUUCGAAGCCGCUAGGAAAUUGACUUCGCAGCAAACGAGACUCGUCUCUUCGUUCUUGUUCUCUCGUUCAACCAGACAGAUUCGCUUUGUUCGCUGCGAGGAACCGUUAUCGAAUUCGUUCCGAGUUGCUCCAAAUACGAUCUCUCGGUUGUAAGUUAUUACAACACGAGUCACACACCGCGCCACCUUCGACUGCUCGAGGACGAGGCAAAGGUUGAUUCGGUUGACGUUCCGAAACGUAGAAACGCGGCGAACGAGUUUCCAACCAGAGCUGUCUUCUCGACUUACCAGAAAAUAGAGAAACAAAUGCGUGCGAGCAAAAGACGAGCGCAAGGUGGAAGGUAGUCGGUCGACCACCGUUGGCUGGUUCCGCGCUCACGAUUCUCUUGGGUCAACGAUCUGUUGGUGGAUCUCGCGCUUGAGCUGUUCCCGGUUUGUAUACACGUAUCUGUGGACAGGUCCGGUCGAUACGAUAUAUACAUAUAUAUACAUAUAUAGGUUCGUGGUUCGGUCGCGUUCGUCGGAUACGCGCGUAUUCGUGCCGAUAGCACGUUUCACGAGGAGUGAAAAGGCGGUCACUCGGUACGCCGUCGUGGCUGCUUUCACCGGCGACGGAAUAAUGCCGAUCGCGCCUUAACGGUACGCGACUCAUGCCUUCCGUAUUUCCCUUGCGAACCACCGGGAAAAUGAUCGCGGAUCUCGGGUGAUUAAGUGUGCAGUGCGUCGCGACAGUUUCCUCAUGGUUUUUCCUCGUCUUCGUCGUCUGGUAUAGUGGUCGCGGGUGUUUCGGUGUUGUUGAUUUAGCAUAUCGGCAAUACAGUGGAAACGUGGAUACGCGUUUCGAAGAUCUCGAUCGAUACGUAGCAUGGAAAGCAACAUGUACAUCAGCAACGAGCCGCAGAACAACGGCCACUCGGCCGCCAAAUACGCGUCGACCAAUUCGAUUCCUUCGAUAGUGGAGAAAGAGUCGUCAUUCGCGAAACUUAUAGGCGCUGUUGGCAGAAGGGACUCGAACGCUAUUUUACGCGAUAAUAAAGGUAGACGGCACAGCGUGCUGGAGGAUCUGAAGGCGCGAAGGGACAGUCUGUUUCAUAGAGCGAGACGCGGUAGCGUUGUCGAGGAGAAAGAAAAUACGAAACAAGUGCAGAAGGAGAAAAGACGCGCCAGCGAGGGUGGCAGAAGGUGCUCGGUUUUCUACGUGUCGCAGGAUCUGCUCGAGGAGAACCAAGAGCUACUGGAGAACGAGAGAAGAAUACAGGCGGACAUCGAGGGCAAAAAGGCUCGUAGAAAGUCGUGGCAUAUCCUCGCCAGGCCGCCGAAACUCGAUCGCAAGAGGAGGAAAGGGAUCGCUGGCGUCCCGACACAGGUCGCAAGCACCGAUGGACUUUACACGCAAGCCAGACAGAAGAGGCCUUCCUGGUGGAACAUAUUCGUACCUGACUCCGUCGCCAGGUCCAGGCGAAUGUCCCAGGAUAUCACGCAUUCCAGAUCCACAGAAAAUCUCACAGUACCCUAUUUCAGGAGCAAGAGUCGCAGCGUGGAUCAUGGAUUCGCCGCGCCUUUCGAUUGGGAUUCGUCGAAGAACAAGGUCGAAGGACGGUUCGAAUCGGUCGACGAAUUCACCAAGGAUACAGACAGCGAAAGCGAGGAUGGCUCGUCGACAAGGUUAAACUUCAACAUCAUCCCCUACACUGUGGGUGACAGGGACACGCUGACGUCCGUGGCCGCGAGAUUCGAUACAACGCCAUCCGAGCUGAGCAAAUUUAACAGGCUCGGAAGUACUUUCAUUUAUCCCGGUCAGCAACUAUGGAUACCGGUGGAAGGAGAAGGUCAAACAAAAGGCGGAACUACCGACGCACCUAGUCCGGAUCCUUGCCACGAUCACGAGUCCCAGGAUGACCUACCUCCAGAAGAAAAAGAACUUUUAGACAACUUAAGGCCAGUGUCACCGAAACCAAGCCAUGAAAGAGUGAAAACACCUCUUAGUGUUACCAAUACAGUGAUAGAAGAGGAGGAACAGCCAUUUAAAGAAAGAUUUUUGAAAAUUAAUGUUCGUCACAUUACAGAUGGUCAGGGUGUUGUCGGUGGAGUGUUACUAGUUACGCCAAAUGCAGUCAUGUUUGAUCCCAAUGUUUCUGAUCCCCUUGUAAUUGAACAUGGAGCUGAAUCUUACGGUGUUAUUGCACCAAUGGAAUUUGUAGUGAAUGCUGCAAUUUAUUAUGAUAUUGCACAUAUGCGAGUUGGACACACAGAAUCUGGAAACUUAGAUAAGAAGCCGGAAAUUUAUUAUAUGAAGAAACCUUCACCAAUUGAAAAUAUUAAGUGUCAGUCACCAGAAAAGGAGGAAAAUUUUCCGGAAUUAACGGCGGAUGAUGCUGAGAAUGUAUGCAGCUGUGCUGAGAGAGAUGGAGAUGCUUUCCCAAAGGCCUUUGAGAGAGAUCUCGUUACUCCUACUAAUCUUCAAAAUGAAGAAGAUACAACGACAACCAAAGAAAAAGAGAAGGAGAAAGAGAAAGAGAAGGAGACUAAAGCUGUGAGCAGUGGUGGUCAAGCAAGCAGAACAUUAGAGGAACGUAGACGUUCUAUGCUUGACCAUCACUGGCCAGUUCCUAGCAAAGAUCAAUAUCCAUGGCCCAUCGAGGAUGAACAACAAGAUUCUUUAAAUUCUGACAAAGUGGACUCCGCGAAGUCGAAGGUGAUUCCCGAAGGCGAAGAAGGAUCUCUAGUCAAACUGUCAUGCCACGACUCUGGUAUUGACAUACGUGACCCUAAUCCCUCUUUCCCAGUAGUUCAACCAAACCCCACAAAGAAAGUUUAUUCAGACGCAGAUAUUGUCUUAUCUUCAGAUUGGGUCCCUCCUAUUACUAUUGCUCCGACGAACGUUACAACUGAUUCGGUAGAUAGUGGUUCUGCCAUUAAUGGCAGGAAGAAGGCGAGUUCUGUAUCUUUUAGCUUAGACAGUAAUAAUACGGAGGAACCUGAGAAAGAUGAGGAACACAAAGACGACGAUAAACAAGAGACUCGUAGGAAUAAGAUGUUGAAACGAUUAUCAUAUCCUUUGUCAUGGAUGGAAGGGUUAACUGGCGAAAAGGAAGAUGAAAGUAAAUCUGGAACUGAUAAAGUUUCAAGUCUUCCUAAUAGCGCGGAUUCUCAUCAUUCAUCAGUUUUCAGCAAAGUUUUCUCAAGCUCGCCGAUCAACCUGGUGAGUGACUUUAGCUCGGGCCUGUUUGCUAAAACUCCCAGCGAAGAGAGCGGUGGGGGCGGUAGAGCCGGAGGAACACCUCCGCUUACCGCCUCCUCUCUCUCCCAGGACACCAGCAACCCUCAGAUUUCACCUGGUCCAGGAGGGCUUAUGGGACGGUCUUCCGUGGGCACAUUCAUCAGACAACAACCGUUGACAUCGUCAGGUAGCAGCAGCGUGGACAGUAACCGAAGUAACAAAACCUUGGCCACGGCACCUCGAUUGGACUAUCGUAGCAUGGUCUCUGUUGAAGAUAUGCCCGAACUGUUCGUCAGUUUCGACAAGCUUAUACCACGACCAGCCCAUUCUUGCGAGGAUCCUCCGCUGUACCUGAGGCUGCGAACAGGAAGGCCCAAAGAUAAGAAGAUUCCCCGCUCGACGCCUAUUAUGAGCUAUGGCAAGAAGAAGCUGCGGCCAGAAUACUGGUUCAGCAUACCACGUAACAGGGUGGACGACCUCUACAGGUUUAUCCAUGCGUGGGUGCCGUCGCUUUAUGGAGAACUCGACGAGAAUUAUUGGCGGGAACGGGGAUAUGUCUUGCUGGACACUGACACGGAUCUAUCACCUGAAUUGUCGCCGCACGAGGCUGGGAAAGCCGGGGAAUCCACCGAGGAGGAAAAAUGUCGUCAAGACAGCGACGAGAUCUCCGAGCUGACGAGGGAAUCAUGGGAGCUGAUCAAGGCCCCCUACGUAAAGCUGUACAGCAUCCUGAAGACGUCGAGCACAUCGGCGGAUUCCGAGCAGAUCCAGGACCCGGAGGUACUGUCUAUGAGCGAGGAGCUCAGGCGAGCUCUGUACACGAACAGCGCUGUCUCCAUAGACAACGAUGUCAUCGUUCCCGAUCUGGUUGGCACCACCGAGAUCCUCAGCGACGAGCACAGAGAACAACUGUGCCGGCAUUUGCCUGCCAGGGCGGAGGGCUACCUCUGGACCCUCGUUUUCAGUACCAGUCAACAUGGAUUUAGUCUAAACAGUAUGUACAGGAAGAUGGCCAAGAUAGAGAGCCCAAUCCUCUUGGUAAUAGAAGAUACAGAGGGCAACGUGUUUGGUGCGUUGACCUCGUGCUCUCUGCACGUGAGUGAUCAUUUCUAUGGAACCGGCGAAUCUCUUCUCUUCAAGUUCACGCCCAGAUUCCAGGCGUUCCACUGGACCGGGGACAACCUCUACUUCAUCAAAGGCAACAACGAAAGCCUUGCCAUCGGUGCCGGAGAUGGCAAGUUUGGGUUGUGGUUGGAUGGAGACCUAUACCAAGGCAGGUCACAAUCUUGUAGCACGUAUGGAAACGAGCCGCUGGCACCGCGAGAAGAUUUCGUGGUGAAAACGCUGGAAUGUUGGGCAUUCAUAUAGGACACAGCCUCGUACUCCGUGUCCGCGACUUCGCCCUCGCCGCAGCCUAAUUUGACUUGAAUUCCGAGAGAGUCUCGCGUGGAGGUUGAUCGUCCCCAGAGAAAAAUUAUCGCACGGAGGACAAUUAUCAAGAUUUCCAAGAGACAUUUUUCCAGAGGAGAUUAAAGUCGAUUACCGUCGAUAGAUUUUUAAACAGAGAGACCCCAGACGUAUUUUGUUAAAAGUCAAUAGGAGAUUUUUCGAGUGAAAGAGAGAGAGAGAGAGAGAGAGAGAGAAAGAUAUGAAAGAAUUGUAAUUUUUAAUGAAUGGAAGGUAGAAACGUUGAUGAAGAAGAGGAGGCUGCAGGAAAGAAUGAUGAUGAUGAUGACAAUGAUGAAGAGGUAUGAGAAAAUAUGUGAAGAACAAGUCCUAAUAUAUUAAGGCAAAGACGUUGAAUCAAGAACUGCGAAUGACUAUAACUGAUAAAUUUGUCGUUUUAAUCGUCCUACGUUUGUUUUUCUUUUUGUUUUAAGUUGUCGUAUUUAUUUUAUUUUUUUUAUAUAUAUACAUACACGCACGCAUACAUGUGUUUCGUUGAAUGAGUCGUCGUUGCUGUCGUUAAUAAUUCUGAUUUCACGCGAUCGCAUGCCGUUUGAGUAAAGGAUCGAAGGAUCGACCACGAUGACAAUGAAUUUGUUAUAACGAUGAUGAUGAUUAUGAUCGUGGUGUUACCUUCGAACUAGUCGCGAGUAUAAUAAUAAUAUUAAUUGAUAAUAAUAAUGCGUUGUUCCGAGAGAUUAUGCGAUCGCCGAUGUGUUUUACGGUGAUCGACGAUAGCGAGUAAAAGAAGAGAGAAUGAGAUGAGAGUGUGAAUGAUAAUCGAGAUUGAAAGGGAAAACAAAUACGUCUCCACGAUGGAGAGAAUCGAUUAUGCGAGAAAGACGGAAGAAAACUAUGAACCGAUUGGUACGGAUAUAUAUGAUGAUCAUAUUAUCAUCAUCAUGACGGUGAUGAUUAUACAAUACCACGAUACAAACACGAUACUACGAGAAUGCUAAACUAACCGUAUUUGUUGAUGUGUAGUUAUUGUAGAUAGAUGAAUGUAAAUAUAUAUAUUACGAAAUCGUUAAGGAAACAAAAAAAAUUAAUUUUAACGAAGGAAAAAGAAACACAGUAUAUGAUACCACGCUAAAGGAAGAGAAACACACACGUUGCAGAAGACACUCUGUGUAGUUUGUCUCAUGUAUAUCCCGAAGGACACACAUUAAUUAAAUAUAUAUAUAUAUAUGUACACGAAACACACACAUACGAUUCGAAGAAGAUCGUGCAACAUACACCACUGAAUCGAAUCGAUACGAUGAUACUCUGGAUGUAAAACGAUCCUAGGAUCUGCGAGCAAAAGUAGCUUUAGAUGAGAACGAAGAAGGAGAAGAUAAGUUUGUACUGAUCUUACGCUGAUACAUGCGACUGCCACAAUGUUACAGUGAUAAAGAUCGUAAAAGAGAUUAGAAAACACGAUACCGAUUAUAUUGUUGACACGAUGGAAGGCGAACCAGAAAUUGUAGAAACACGCGAAUUAGAAGUUCAGAGCAGCGCGUUCGCUUCUUGUGUCUCGAGUGACCACAACGAACACACACGCCUGUGCCUCGCUUCGCUCUCUUUCUCUCCCUCUGCUAUAGAGCACACACAGUUAACAUGACAUUAUAGUAUCUCAGUUUAAACUUUAUACAAAAGUAAGAUCUACAGAUCAGAGCCGAAGGAAAGAAAGCGUGUUGUUGCAACGACACUUAUGGUUUACUUCAUGAGAGCGUCACGCAAAACUCAGACAAUAAAGAGGAGUCUCGCCGUGGUAUCGAUCUCUUUUUCGUUACGCGCCCUGGUAACACCGUUUGUAACUUUCUCGUUCGACGAACGAACCAAGAUACACAUUGUUCGCUAUUGUCAGUCAGCCGGCACGGUUUAACAACUGUGUCAAGAAAAUUUAUAGUAGUCUCUAUGAUUCGUUCGAAGAACAGGGAGAAUUUUGCAAUAUAUCGUACUGUAAAGUUUUCUAUACUGCGUUUAACUUUUCGCUCGGCUCUGAAGAUCAGCGAAUGGAUGUUAAUCGUAAAGCACACACAGACACACACGACCAGAAAAAUAAAACUGUUCGAGCUUAUAGGUCUCUUUACUACUGUGAAUUAAUUAGGACCGAUAGACUGUCGCGAGAGAACCCACCGUUUCUACCGCUUUUUAAACGUGAAUUUUUCGUUUAAGGACGAGAGGAGAAUGUUAGAUAUUAAGCGCUGUUUAACAGUAAAAUAGAAACACGCUGCGUUAGAAGGUAUCGAUCGAACAUCAGAUGUAAGUUUUUAUAAUCAAUUAUGUAAAUUGAUUUGUUUUCGAGACGGUCCAAGAAUGUGUGAAACGGGGACGUCUGGUAGCGAAUUCCGGUUUGUUCUAUUGCGAAAAGAAUUCUCUAACAGUUUCAUAAUGAAACAAAGAAAGAGGAGAAGAAAUUGAGACGCCAUUUUGUACCAUAGCGAGAGUACCGGUUGCUAUUCCUUUCAAUUUAUUAGGAACAGUCCUCGACUCUCGUGAUGUUUCUACGAUUUUCGAUCUUCCAUAGAGUACUGCAUUUUUAAAAACAUUUAUUAUUUAAUAUCAUAACAGAAUUGUCACAUUAAAAUGAUUCGAGUUAAUCGGUAGCAAGCGAUCUUGUUCGAUUUAUAAAAGAAGGCUUGAAAAACAGCACGACGAGACGUUAUAGUAGAAACACAACUUAUAAUAUAGUUGUUUCAAAUUACGUUCACUACCGACGUAGAUCGUUGGAUUGAAUCGUUGAAAAUGGGCUAGAAGAAUUGUAAAAGCGAGUGGAAAUGGAGGAGAAGCGAAAAUUGUAAAUUUGAACAAGCGUAUUUCCGUGCACUGGUUAUGAAACGCACUUUACCAAAUAAAGAGCGAAAACGAUCGUCGCUUAAAGCGGAAAAAAAACCUUAUGGAGCACGGUAUCAAGUAGUAAAAAUGGGAGAGACGCGUCUAAAAAGAAAAGGCGGGGAAAACGCAGCUAUAGAAAGCACAAAAACUAUGUGUAUUCAAAUUGCGUGUAGCUAUCUAUCAGCUUCGUUAGGACUAGUUGUCAAGUACAUAGUACACGAUCAUAGCGUUGUCUAAGACAUAUAAAGUUCUAGCGUCUAUAGGCAUUACUCUCUUGUGAUACUAACGAGUUAAAAAGGAACGAAGAUACAAAAGACGGUAAAACAAAGUUCGGUUCGAGUGUGUCACUUUCUUUCGUGGCAGGGAAAAAGGCCGUUGUAGAUGGAAAUUCUGAUAAUAACGUAUAAUAUAUGUACAUCAGCCAGGACAAUACGAAUUUACAUAGAACGCGAGAGCAAACACGGAGGAAAAGGAAGAAAGGGAGGUAUAGAGAAGCGAAGUGUGCUCGAACGUGGCAAAUUUGUCUCUUUCUUUUCUGUUUGAGAAGGACUCAAGACCCUCGCCUCUAGAUGCCGAAGAUCCAUGGUAUAAAUGUAAUAUUGUAACGUGAAAUAAAAGAAGAUGAUGUGUGUCUGAGAAAAUAUA
Molecule: messenger RNA, 8829 nt
Organism: Bombus pyrosoma
Lineage: Eukaryota; Metazoa; Arthropoda; Insecta; Hymenoptera; Apidae
Gene: mtd
Product: TLD domain-containing protein 2
Exons: 18
Coding region: 1567-5289 (1240 amino acids)
Biological process (GO): response to oxidative stress
Cellular component (GO): nucleus
Source: RefSeq, a predicted model, not a curated record